Cicer arietinum (chickpea) is the source of this 1978-nucleotide messenger RNA. RefSeq lists its product as uncharacterized. The record is from RefSeq and is a predicted model, not a curated record. Lineage: Eukaryota; Viridiplantae; Streptophyta; Magnoliopsida; Fabales; Fabaceae.
CAGCCACCACCUUUAUGCGUUUAUUUAUUUAUUUAAAUGAAUUAUUUAGUCAAACAUUUUAAAACUGAAAAAUAUUAUUUAAGAAAAAAAUAAAAACCUUCAUUACUUGUAUGAACAACAAGUUCCAACCCAACCCAACCCUUUGGUUUUCAAUAAUGGUGUUAUUAUAAAUAAAUAUUAUCAGAUUAAUACCAGUUAUCGUUUGUUUCUUCUCCCGAAGCUUUGUUGGCGGCAAAGCAAACGUUGAUUCUCAUGGCGCCUUCGAAGUUUUUCAUCUUCGUUCUUUCCGUUGCCCUAAUUUUCUUCCUCGUUACUUCCGAAGCCGAUGUUUCAAUCGAACAACCUGAUUCCUCUGCUCUCAAGAUCCAAUUAGAUCAACUCAACUCCAAGAUCCAAUUUCUCGAGUCUCAAAUUAGUGAGAAGUCACAAGAUUUGAAGAAGAAGGAUGAAAUAAUAGCAGAAAAAGAAAAACUUUUCAAUGAUAAAUCGAGUGCCAUUCAAUCGUUGCAGAAUGAGGUUGCUUCUCUUCAGAAAAAAGGAUCAUUGGAUGCUGAGGAGCAGGUUGGAAAGGCUCAUGCACGUGCUGGUGAACUACAGAAGCAGGUGGACAAUCUUAAAAGCGAACUCAAAACUCAAAAUAAUGAGAAAGUGAACUGGGAGUCUCGGGUAGCUGAGUUAGAGAAAAAGAUUCAUGAUUUGAACUCAAAGUUAGAAGAUGUUCAAAAGGUAAAUGAGGAACAAAAGAAACAAAUCCGUAAAACUGAACGUGCUCUUAAAAUUGCCGAGGAAGAAAUGAUGAAGGCAAAGCUAGAGGCAACCACCAAAGCAAAAGAGCUGAGUGAGACUCAUGGUGCUUGGCUUCCGCCUUGGCUUGCUGUACACUACAUUCGUAGUAAGUCCUUGGUUGAGACUCAUUGGAAUGAACAUGGUAAACCUCUAUUGGAAGUGAUAACUCUAAAGGCCUUAGAGAAAAAGGCACAAGCUGGAAAGUGGGCUGAACCUCACGUGGAAACAAUUAAAACUAAAUGGGUCCCAGCUGUGAAAGAACAGUGGUCUGUGGUGAAAACAAAGACUGAACCUCAUGUGCAACUACUGACUACAAGGACUGUUGAAGUAUACAAGUCCUCAAAGGAUGCACUUGCUCCCCACAUAAGCAAGGCAAUAGAAUGUGUAGAUCCUUAUUAUCAGGAAGCUCGAAAGUUUAGCAAGCCAUACAUUGAUCAGGUCGCUGUUGCAGCAAAACCUCACGUCAUAAAAGUACAAGUUGCUUUGAGGCCCUACACAAAGAAGGUUGUUCACGCCUAUGGGAAUUUCUUGGAAUCAGCCACUGCAUAUCAUAGCCAGGUCCAAGCUACUGUCCAAGAGACACUGAAAAAGCACGAGCUCACUAGACCUCUUGCUACCAAAGAAUUGGAAUGGUUUGCGGCCUCUGCCCUUUUGGCAUUACCUAUUAUUUUACUGGCUAGAGUUUUUUCUGCCAUUUUCUGUACCAAAAAGGCAAAUAAACCAGUUCGAAGUGGAAACACCCACCAUGCACGUCGUAAAGCUAAGCGAGUUCAUUCAGACAAGUAGAUAGCAUGAAGUUGGCUCCUGUUUAAUUUUUUUGGAGAAAAGUAUAGAUGGCUGGCACAAUGGGGGUUACAUAUUCCUUUACAUGUGGGGUUUGAAUAUUUCACUUCUUUUUGAGUUAGGUACAUUUAGGACCUUUCACUGUAGAGCUGGGCGCACAAUGUGGUUCGGUGUUCAUGUAUUAUGGCGGUUAUAUUUGUCAUUAGACAGACCUGGCAAUGGUUUUUAUUGUUUUGUUUCCUUUCUUUUAUUAACUUAUCGACGUUAGUAAAAGUGUUUCCACUUCAUGUAUGUUUAUUAGAAUUAGAGCUAGUUCUGUCUACUCUGAUUGUCUGUGGAACUAGAUGUUUAUCACAUAAAGAAACAGAUUCAUAGUUAAUUUGUUGAUGGAACUUCAUGUUUUCCAUUU